CUGACUGACACAUCAUGGUAUGGUGCGUGCAAAGAAAGACCAACCGGCCAACGAAAGACACACAGGAAGAAUGACAUCCAUACAUACAUACGUCUUAGCAGCACACAAUCACAACACAACGACACACCACACACUUUGUCAUAGAGAGAAAACUCCCCUCUCACACAGACGCACCCAUCACUGUCGUCUCAUCACCGACCGACCGACCAGCUAAGCUAGGUAGAGAUCUCCAGCCCCAAUCGCAGGCUGAUGGCGUGUCCCGGGUGCUGCGCAUGCACAUGGGGCGCAGUCGUCCUCAAGUCACAUAUCUCCUCAGGCACACACACGUAAAACGAUGAUGACGAGCCAGACAACACAUCCACAGAGGGGGGCGAGGGCGAGGGACGGGGAGGGGGAGCGGCGGUUGUGUCUCGUGCGCACAGCGGGAGAGGGCCUCUGCAAACACACAAAUCAGAGAGAGACACAGAUGGGAUGGUCGGUGGGUUGUCGGCACUCACUUGACGAUGCCGCCGAGGAAGAGAUUGAGCCGCCAGGAUCGCUAGCCAGGCGGCAAGGCCGCACGAACCGGUGCGGUCACCCCCAGUGCGCAGAAGCCACUGGGGGACGCCCGCAGCCCGUUGGGAAAGAACAACUGCACACACACACACAUGACACAAACAAAUAUUCACAAUCAAGAAGACGACACUCACACACACACACACACACACCUCCUGCACACCCACAUGUGUACCAGUCUGAGCCCCGGCAGCCCCGCGAGGUCGAAAUCGGGGCUGGCCAGCACCUCGCCCUCGGGGAACUCCCGUAGGCACUGGAUGAUGUCCGUUAUCAGCCACUCAAACACAUGCGGCCCCCGCAACACAGACCGAAUCGGCGGUGGGUGUGUGGACGUCCGGACAACCGACUCCUUGCGAUAGUGUCUCCCUUUUGCGUCGGUGGUCCCGGUGUCUCCUCCUCCUCCUGCUGCUGCUGCUGCUGCUGAUGCUCUGAAGGUGUAGGCGGACGACUGGGGGCUUGGGCUCUCUGUGAGGGGGCUGUGGGGGGGUUUGAGGGAGGUGAGGACGUCCUCCUGCCGGCUGCUGAUGGCGGCCAAACGAUCCUGCAGACGGUCGCAUGGAUGGAUGGAUGGAUGAAGGGUUUGUGUGUGUGUGUUGAAAGUUUUUGUGACAUUACUGACCUCCGUCUUUGCCAUUCGCCUGUCGAUUGCCUCCUGCAUGUCGCGACUUCUCUCCCGCUCCCUCUUAGCCUCCGUCUCGGUGACAGCCAUCCGCCGCUCAACGCGCUCCCACAUCUCGCCGAGCAGCCCCUCGAGCCUCUCAGCCACAGCCGAUGGAUCGCUGCCAGGACGUGCCUCGCCCUCCGACCGCAGCUGCAUCCGUGAACGAGCCUGAGGCUCUGUCUGUGUCAGGUCUGGCCGGGAAGCUUUGCCGGCCUCUUGUGUUGGCGGCGAUGGUGGUCUGUCCCACAGCAGGCUGCCGAUACGGCUUGUCCUAUACUCGUGGGAGAUCCUGCGGUGUCUCCUGGGGGCACCGGUGGGCAAGGGAGCCAUGUCAUGGUCUGACUCUGAUAGGGAUGGCGGCGGCGAAGAGGCCUCGCGCUCAUCGUCGAGAGGGGGGGGAGGGAUCUCCAGCGAUAAUGUCACCAAACCUGCCAGGUCAGACCAGACCAGACAUCGACCAGAGGAGAGGAGUGCAUGUGUGGGUUGGUUUGCCAUCACACAGGACAUUGCAUUGGUCACCUUUGGUCUUUGAGGCCUUCUUGGCGGCCCUCGUGGCUGAUGUGUGUGAGUGGAGAGGGAACGACUGGUUGGCAAGCGACUCGCACGCAAAGCGGGGGGUGCUGCCUGCAGACAGGACAGCGGAUGAGAGAGCGCAUCUUAGUGGCCUAACUCAGAAGCUGACCGACUGACCAAGUCGGACAUUCGGCCCUGCGAGCCAGACCUCCACCCACAAGCCACGGAUGUCAUCAAACACCGGCCAACAUAUCUACGCAACCAACACACAGCACACAACACCAUACAUUCACAUGUCAUGAGGAUUGUCCGCCACCGACCGUUUCAUCGACGUCGAUGUGUGCUACGGCAAAGGUCUCAUCGAGGUGCGGCACGAGGUACGUCUGUGUGGCCGCCAAAGUCUGGCUCCUCCGGGGCUUGCCCACACGGGUCAAGGAGCUCGCCUCCUUGGCCCAUUUGAUCAGCCCGUAGACUUCUCUCGGUGCUGCAGACGUGUCGGCCGCUGUGGGAGCCGCAGGUACCGACGUGACAGCCGAAAACAGGGCCAUGCUUGAGGAGCGAGGAAAAGAGGACAAGACAUCAAUCAACGGAACGGUGGCAAAGGCUCGUCGCUUGCUCUCUUACUUGAGCGUCAAGCUCUCCACAUGGAGGACGGCCUGCGGCAGCUGCAAGGGCGUCCGAACAGUCGCCCGCUCAGCACCUGCACAUACACACAUACGCAGGAUGGCACUUGCCUGUGUCACUGAGUCACGUCUGUCGUUUGGGUUUUCCGCACCCACCAGCAGCAGCAUAGACAGACGGUCUCGCGGACGAGUGGACAGCCGAAUGGACGAGCCUCUGAGACCGACGCCGAGGAGAUGGCGUCUCCUCUAUUUCCCGCUGGAAGACCCGCCUUCUCAAGAGAGCCUCCGAGUCCCCCCCGUCUGUCUGCCGCAGCAGCUGCUGGAUGAGCUUCCCCCCCCCCCUGCGUCUCGAGCUGGUUUUGUGUGGCCUCGACAGCCGUCUCCAGGGAGCCAUCAUUCGCACGCCGCCUCUCCAAGUGCGAGAGCUUGGUCUCGAUGCCCGUCCCGCCCUCCUCGAGACGCGUGACCCUUCUCCCCAGCUGAUAAGCCUCGGUCAUCAUCUGGGCUGAUGUGGUCUCCAUGUCAGAGAGUUUGGCGGCGAUUUCCCGGAUGGACGAAUCCACACUGUCGUGGGCGGCGAGGCGCUUGUCCAGCUCUGAGACCUGCUGCAUGAGGGGGGCCAGCUGUGUGAUGACGUCGGUGGUCUCGGCGGGUAUUGGUUGCUGGGCGAGGGCGGCGUCAAGUCGAUCCAGACGCUCAACGAGCCUGCUGAAAGCACUCAUGGACCGUGCUUGCAGGCCUACAAAAGCAAAAAAGGAGCAAGUGGUUCAAAAGCCCAAGGGGUCGGCUUCUCUCUGUAAGUGCGGUGCGUACCUUCCAGGUCCUGUUUGGUCUUGCCUCCGUCUUGCUUGAGUGCUUCCAGUUGUCCCUGCAUCCCGCCUAUAGAAUUCCGCUGCCGCACCAUCUCCUCAGCCACACUCUUGAACUGAUCCUCAACAUACCCAGCCAAGCCACCCUCAUCACUCGCGGCAGCGGCGGCCGUCCUCGCAACAUUCCGCAGCACCGUCUCCUCUCUCUUUUCCUCCACACCUAUAGCUUUCUCCGAGUCCUUCUCUCUUUGAACUUCCCCCCUCCUCGGCCGCACGCCCACACCGACAGCUCGUGAAGGCACCUCCACUGGCUCUCGUGCAGGCGUGUCUUCCCUUGCUUCUCCCUUGGCCGCUUCUUUCCUGUCCCGCUUUGGCGGCGGUCCUCUUGGUGGGGGAGGGGAGGGCAGCUGCAUGGUGAACAACGGCUCACGGACGAAAGGGGCUGAGUGGGGGAAGGGCAGCUCGCUGUCGUCGGCGGCUGGGCACGUGUCGCUCAUCGUGCUGCCGCGCUGAUGAUCCACCAUGGUGACAGGAGGAUGGCAACUUGAGGGCGGCAGGGAAUGGGAAGAUGACGCUCGCGAACCGACGCGCGCCAUCGGGGCAUUUUCAUCAUCACCAUCACCAUGAUGAUCCGAUUCGCUGUUCCCGCCAUCAGACUCUGAUGCGGAAGCGUAUGCUGAGCCCUGGGCGGCCUCAGGUCCAUGGAGGGAAGGGGAAAGAGAGAGAGAAGAGAGGCCGGCGUCGUCUUCGCCCUCACUGACAGGCUGUGGCUGCCCCGCGCGUCUGUCAUGAUCAGGCAAUGAAGAAGACGAGUGGGGCGGCGACUGAUCCGCAUCGCGUCCAUCUUUCUCCUCAUCCCCGCUGGGCUGCUUCUGCUCAGCCUCCCCCUGCUGCAGCAGUCGGGACCACUUCGGCGGAGAGGCCUUGCGGGCAGUCCUCCGCCUCAGGAACCGGAAGCUGAACGCCUUCCCCCGCCUCUCCCCCAUAUUCUCGUCAUCUCGCAUCACAGUCUCGCCUUGGUUCUGCCUCAUCCCGGUAGAUGGCCCGAAACAUGGAACGUUGUGUUCUGCCGCUUGAGCAUGAGGAUGAGCAUUGGGCGGCGGGUCAGCGCUAGCAGAGUGGUUGUAGCUGUGGCUGGCGCGCCGCAGAACCUUGUACAGGUUAGAUGAAUGGCUCAUUUGGGGAGACGGUGGGGGCUGUCAGUCUCGCCCCCAGGUCACGACUCCUGGCCGCAGGGCUCUCGCCUCCCUCAGCUGUCGGGGAUCUUCGCCCGUUGGAGAUCUCGAUUCGCCCAUCAUCAUUAUGGUGCCUUAAGGCACAGCCGUGACGAUUCUGCUGCUGGCGACGCAGUCCAGGCCCUGUCCGGCGACACGCACCGAUAGAUAAGAUACGCAAGAAACCCACAGAAGUAGAAGAGGCAGACGUCAUGGGAUGGACGGAUGGAAGGGAGGGAAGGAGAGAGCUCGG
Molecule: messenger RNA, 4628 nt
Organism: Vitrella brassicaformis
Lineage: Eukaryota; Vitrellaceae
Source: the annotation of a GenBank genome assembly